This is a messenger RNA of Aspergillus steynii IBT 23096, 930 nucleotides long. Its product is annotated as kinase-like protein. The transcript has a single exon. Bases 1 to 930 code for a protein of 309 amino acids. The record is from RefSeq and is a predicted model, not a curated record. NCBI's taxonomy places the organism in Eukaryota, Fungi, Ascomycota, Eurotiomycetes, Eurotiales, Aspergillaceae.
AUGGAGUUUUCUUCAGUACUACGCUGCUUCCUGCCUGAUUUUACCUGGCCAAACCACGUCUCACAUACAGUGUCUGGCCAAAUCCCCGAAACCCCCCGCGCGACGCACCCUCAGGUACGCCGGUUAUGGGGCAUUUUCCACAAAUAUCUGAGACGGUUCUCUCGAUCUUAUUGUAGCUGGGUUGGGGCUACCUACGAUAACCAGAUCGCUCAGCUUCCAUUUGGGCUGAUCCUGAAGUGGUCGGAUGGCACUCGGUUGGAAGAAGUCUUGACCAUGCAGGUUGCCAGAAGGGCAGGCCUCCCAGUUCCGAGGGUGAUCUGCUAUGGGGAGCAUCCAGAUAGUCCGCAUGCUCCAGUAUCGAUUCUGAUGACUCGUAUCCCCGGCGAUGAACUUGGCAGAGUUUACGAAACGCUCAGCGACGCUGAACGAGAUUCAAUCCAAUCGCAAUUAAAAGGGUAUUUGGAAGCGAUGCGGCGGGGGAAAAGUCCGUGGGGGGAGAACCGAGUUUGCUCUUUGUUGGGCACAGCGAUCAGGAAUGUCCGCAUACCCAAUCAUCUCGCGGGCCCUUUCGAGUCGGAACAGGAGUUCAACGAGUACCUCCUGAGCCCUGCCUGGUCGGGCGGAUUCCCAUCGGAAACGGAAUACCACAAUGCACUUGAUCGUGCCAAAAGAAUAGAUUCGAUGUCUCAUCGUGUUGUUUUCACGCACGGCGACCUCAAACAUCAUAACAUCCUCGUGCGUAAUGGACAGGUUACAGGUUUUUUGGAUUGGGAGUCGGCAGGCUGGUGUCCUGAGUAUUGGGACUUCACCACAGCACUCAGGUUCACCCAGGAAGAUUUCUGGUGGUAUAACUUCAUUGGUCGGUACAUGGCGGAACUGGACUGUGAACACGCGUUAACUUCUUUAACAAGCUCUUCGUAUUACUGGUGA